This is a messenger RNA of Staurois parvus, 333 nucleotides long. The record is from the annotation of a GenBank genome assembly. NCBI's taxonomy places the organism in Eukaryota, Metazoa, Chordata, Amphibia, Anura, Ranidae.
AGAUCUGGCAAACAAGGAGGCAAGUUUCGGGCUCAGGCCAAGACCCGAUUCUCCCAGGCUGGUCUGCAGUUCCCUGUCAGCUGUGUUCACCGGCUGCUCAGGAAGGGCAACUAUGCUGAGCGAGUCGGAGCUCCAGUCUAUCUGACUGCCGUCCUCGAGUAUCUGACAGCUGAGAUCCUCGAGCAAUAUUGCCCAAGAGAACAAGAAGACUCGCAUCAUCCCCUGACACCUCCAGCUGGCUGUCUGCAACAACAAGGAGCUCAACAAGCUGAUCCAAUCCAUCCUGCGGGGAUUGUUGGAGGGGGUGUCACCAAGUGUUAUUGCACUGGGUGA